GUUCCCGGCGCCCGGAGGUGGCCUCUCCCCUGCGCACGACAGGCCGCACGCGUCUGCCGGCUUCCGAGACUUUUGCGGGGCUGUUGGGAGUCCCGUACGUCUGUGGGGCUUGCCGCCGCCAUCCUCCACCCGCCCUGCCCGUAGGCCGAUUCCCGUGGUCGCAUCCGGCUGGGAAAUGGUAGUGCUUUCCGUGCCCGCCGAGGUGACUGUGAUCCUGUUAGAUAUCGAAGGUACCACAACCCCGAUUGCUUUCGUGAAGGACAAUUUAUUUUCUUACAUCAAAGAAAAUGUUAAAGAGUAUCUGCAGACACACUGGGAAGAAGAGGAGUGCCAGCAGGAUGUCAAUCUCUUGAGGAAACAGGCUGAAGAGGAUUCCCACCUGGACGGAGCUGUUCCGAUCCCUGCUGCAUCCGGGAAUGGGUCGGAUGGCCUGCAGCAGAUGAUCCAGGCUGUGGUGGAUAAUGUGUUCUGGCAGAUGUCUCUGGACCGAAAGACCACGGCAUUGAAACAACUGCAGGGCCACAUGUGGAGAGUGGCGUUCACAGCGGGGCACAUAAAAGCAGAGUUCUUUGAAGAUGUCGUACCAGCGGUCCGAAAAUGGAGAGAGGCUGGACUGAAGGUGUACAUCUAUUCUUCAGGGAGCGUAGAGGCACAGAAGCUACUGUUUGGGCACUCCACAGAGGGCAAUAUUCUUGAGCUUUUUGAUGGUCACUUUGACACCAAGAUUGGACACAAAGUGGAGAGUGAGAGUUAUCGAAAGAUUGCAAACAGCAUUGGGUGCUCAACCAAUAACAUCCUCUUUCUUACAGACGUUACUGUAGAGGCUAGUGCUGCCGAGGAAGCAGGUGUGCACGUAGCUGUGGUGGUGCGGCCCGGCAACGCGGGACUAACGGAUGAUGAAAAGACUUACUACAACCUCAUCACAUCCUUCAGCGAACUCUACCUGCCUACUUCCACUUAGAGAGAAGCACGAAACGGAAGACGAAACGCUUCCUCUGCGUCAACCCUGUAGUCUAGUUUUAUUCUAAUGGUAACUUACUUAAAAAACAAGAAACACACACACACACACACACACACACACACACACACACAGGUGUAUAUGUGUACAUCUUCAAAUUACCUUCCACAAGCAUAAGUCGGGGGAAAAUACUCAGUGCAGUGGAAUGGAAGCUAAUUUAAAACUGUAUUAUAUGUAGACAUUGUUCUAAGUCAUAGUGUAACCCUUACUGAGAGCAAAGUGUAGUUGCUAGAAGAAAUUACUAAAAUAUGGAUUAAAUGUGUUAUGUUUAUUAGGCCACAUACCAAAAUGGAAGCUGGUUUGGGGAAAUUAUUCAGGAGUCUGCUAUAUUAAAAACGAAGUAUUUCAAAGGCUUACUCCUUUGAAUAAGGCAUUGCUAAAUUUUCAUUGUGUGCUAAAAGAUUAAAGCAAGUGUAUUUCACAAUAUUUGCCUCCCUCUAUACAGAAAAUAAAGAUGUUUACUUCUGCUCCAAAAGAGCAUUAUUGAAAUAGAAAAUCAACUCAAGUCUUAAUUAGUUGGGCUGUUACUUUAAGAAGAGACUUGGUAGUCUACAGCAAGCAAUUAAUUGCCUUACCAAUGAAAAAUGUGCAUUGACUUAGUAAGUAAAGCAUAGUUCUGGUUCUUAGUAUUUACCACAACAUUCUUAAUUGUGCCAGUUGUUAAUAAUAAAAGAUUUAAUGGUUGCCUUUCUAACUACUACUUAGCACAAUUUUAGAAUAUUGCUAUUUAAAGUGGGAAAAGGGUAUUACUGAAGUUGGUAAGAUUAAAAAAGAGCUCUAAUAUGAAAUAUUUUCCUUUGUAAUGGAUGUGAGAAAUGUAAAUUUUAUAACAGCAUUAUUUAUCCUGUUUCAGUUCUAAUAGACUAUUGUGUCAAUUUCUCUGUGAUUAAUAAAAUCUUUCCUUUUUCCAUUCA
Messenger RNA from Echinops telfairi (small Madagascar hedgehog), 1932 nucleotides. It is a transcript of the gene ENOPH1, whose product is annotated as enolase-phosphatase 1. Gene Ontology annotation, molecular function: acireductone synthase activity; magnesium ion binding. The record is from RefSeq and is a predicted model, not a curated record. Bases 176 to 961 code for a protein of 261 amino acids. Lineage: Eukaryota; Metazoa; Chordata; Mammalia; Afrosoricida; Tenrecidae. The transcript has 6 exons.